AUGGUCAGCUGGACCUUUAUAUCCCUUGGUUUUGCUUCUGUCGCUGGACUCUCUCUCCUCAUGCUACGCCGACUACUGCACCCAAAAGUCCAUUUUUGUGAUUGCGUGUCUGCGACUCCGAAGUACGCUGUCAUAACUGGCGCCACAUCAGGUAUUGGUCUUGCUACAGCCCGUGAGCUAGCUCGUCGCCACUGGUCACUCCUCCUCGCCUGCAGGGACACAAAACGUGCAGAGGCAGUUCGCGAAAGGUUGAUCGCAGACACUGGAAAUUCGAAAGUUACAGUAAAGAUGCUAGACCUUGAGGACCCCCAGAGCAUCAGAAAAUUUGUGCAAGACCUACCUCACGUGGACGUCCUUAUUAAUAAUGCUGGAAUAAUGUCUGCCAAACGGACUCCCUCCAAGAGCUUUCCUGCGCUCGACACGAACAUGAUGACAAAUUUUUUAGGAUGUUUUUUCCUUUGCAAAUUAUUACUUCCGCAGCUCGAAAACUCAUCAAAAAACUCGGGAUCCCGGCCGCGACUAAUAUUCGUAAGUUCUGCUCUUGCUUCAAGAGGAAAUUUGAGGCUACAAGACAAAGGAAGCAUUCUGGCCGCAACCGAAAGCGAUUGGACUGCUCAACAGUCGUAUGCCAACUCCAAACAGGCAUUGAACCUUUACGUCCGCGAGCUGUGUGCACGCUGCGGGACCGACAAUGAUAGACCCGUCGACAUCUACUGUUUGGUUACCGGUGGAAUGGUCAACACUAACCUGAACCGCGAAAUUGUGCAGGACUUCCCUUGGCCUAUACAAGGAUUUCUUCGAUUUCUGUCAGGAGUCCUCCUUAAAACUCCCCACGAAGGCUGUCAAAGUGUCGUUCACUGCUCCGUUAGUGAAGAUGUUUAUGGGGCACACUUAAACGACAAGCGCAACUCAGGCCAAAAUGGAAGUGGGUGCCUAUACCGCAACUGUGUACCUGUCGAAUGGCCAGCUUCCUCAGGCUUGGGUUCUCUCUCGGCAGCAGUCUACAAAGAGGCAGAAACUAUGCUUGAACACGAAUUUCUUUAA
Messenger RNA from Dibothriocephalus latus, 1044 nucleotides. Lineage: Eukaryota; Metazoa; Platyhelminthes; Cestoda; Diphyllobothriidea; Diphyllobothriidae. The record is from the annotation of a GenBank genome assembly.